CCUUGUAAAUUGUAAUCCAGCCGGUAUCUUUGUUAAGCGAAUCCACCCCAAUUUUAGGCUUUUUUUUUUUAUUAAUAGACCCAACCAUCUCCUUUCUCUGGAUAGAACCAGCUUUAUUGAAGUUUUUGAUUUUCAGAAUUUUUACUCAAAGUUGAGAUUGGUUCAUUUGACUCUCAAGCGUGAACCAGCUAUGGCUGCUUUAUUCAUGUUGUCAGUAUAUCUUAUACCGAACCUUCCUUGGUCUUUAGCACUAGUCACAGUCUCCCACCCUUCUACAUGGAAUUUCCUCUUCUGAUCAGUGGAAUCCCACAAAAAAUUUCUUUGGAAUUUAUUUGUGUCAUUACCUUUAUCAGUUUAUUAACCUAUACCAAAAGGAGAAAAAUCUUUUUCUCGCAGUUAUCUUGUGAUGGAUAUGUACAAUUUGUCACUGGUAACUGCAGUGUACAGGAGUUAAAACAACAAGUAUAGAUACUAACAUAUUUUUCGGCACCACUUUCAACAAGUUAGUAAUCUAAUAUUUAUAUUAGUUAUAAUAAUGUUUGCAAAUAUAAUUGCCAUUGAAAAUUGUAGAGGUCCUUGAUCCGGUGCAAGAGAACCUGGUUUUGUCCUUAGAAAAUAGAGAAGAUUUCCAUGUCUUUGUCCAGAUCCAAUCCAACCAAAGUAAUAGCAUAGUCUAUACGGUAAAUGUACAUAUUCUAUUAUUCUUUACUCCCCAUCUAGUCUGCCUAUUGACAUAACAUUUGAAGAUCCCCAACUGAGGAGGAGGAAGAAGAAGCCCUCUUAAAAGUUCACAAACUGCAGGCUCCCGGUUAAGAAUGCCAGCUCAAAGAAAACCUGAGGAAAUUGUCCCAACACUACUGGCUUGUCUGGGAAAAGCUUGGGAUGCAUUACAACCCAUCCAUAAGAAAGAUGAGAAAAUAGUUUCAGGAUUCAAAGAAAUUGAGACUGAACUUGACAAGAUGAAAGAUUGGGAAGGGGAACUCAUAACACGGUUCAGAACUUUGGUGCAAGACAUCGAUAAUGAUGUUUGGUUUGAUAGAUUGAAGCAUGGCAACGCUGAUGAUAUUCUUAAUGGAUUGGAGCUCAUCAGAAAGAGUGUUGCGUCUGUAAAACAGCUCUUUCCGGCAGAAGAAAGUCAGGUGACAGAAAUAAAACCUUCUACUGGGAAGGAUCAGACAAUGUCUGAAGAUCAGGCUAUAGGGAAGGAUCAGCCAAUGUCUAAAGAGUGGUCGAGACUUGGUGUGGAGGAAAAAAUUUAUGCUAGCAAAGCAAUAUCAGAUUUUCGGAAAAGUUUUGACUGUCUGGAGAACAAUCAAUUGAAAGUAUGCUCCUUGUGCCUUUCAAUUUUCCCAGAGAAUAGUAUCAUAAAGAAGAGACCCCUUAUUUACUGGUGGAUAGGAGAGGGUAUGGUCACUAAAACCUCAGAAAAGACUGCAGAGGAGGUUGGAGAAGAUGUCUUUGGACAAUUGAUAAACGAAAGCUUCAUAAUUCCCCAAAUUUGGGAAUCCUUCUUCCAGGAUAAACAGUUUUAUCGUGCACCCUUGGAUUCGAAGAAUGCUGAUCUCGGUUGGAAAAGGACUUCACUUUUUUGAAUUUACUUCCUCAGGGAUGCCUAGCAAUGAUCAUCAUGGCAAUGAUCUUUGUCAUGCACUCUUACUUGCGGGUCCUGGUGAUCCAGCCAGUGCAAUGACUGACGGUACUCUUACGGUUUUCAAUGUGAAUUGUCAAUAUCUUAGAUUUAAAAAUGACUGGCUCUCGAGGUUGAAUAGGGUUGAGGUUCUUCAGUUGGGCCGGUGGCAAAACUCUGUCGAACAUCAUAUUGAAGUGGAAAAUGAAGUCUCUUUGAAUGGUUUGGGAAGUCGGACAUCCCUAAGAUAUCUAAGCCUCAGAGGCAUUUCUAAAUUGACUAACCUACCUCGUUCUGUGCUUAAACUAAUAAGCCUUGAGAUUCUUGAUUUACGUGCAUGUCACAAUCUAGAGAAACUGCCUUCUGAUAUAUCAGCACUCAGAAAUCUUACUCACUUGGACGUGUCAGAGUGUUACCUGCUCGAAAGCAUGCCAGACGGUAUCCAUAAGCUCUCUGCUCUCCAAGUACUAAAGGGUUUUGUGAUAGGAAGUGUUGGAAGAAAUCCGUGCAAGCUAAGUCAACUUGCUCAGUUAAAAGGUUUAAGGAAAUUGAGUAUACGAAUUGGGAAUGAAGCUGUACGAGAAGGGGAGUUUUCAAAGUUGAAGGACUUUAAAGCCCUUGAAAUUCUGGUAAUAUCAUGUGGAGCACAUACAGAAGCUGCUUAAGAGACCUUCUCAGCCCCACUGACUCUUAAGAAAUUGGACCUCCGGUGCAUCCCUUUGGAACAAAUGCCUGAUUGGCUAGAGCCUGAUGUAUUACAAGAUUUGAAAAAAUUAUACAUUAGGGGAGGUAAACUCAAAAGCUUAGAGAAUAAAGGUAAACAAACCUGGAAAGUUAAAAUUGUCCUUUUGAAGUAUCUGAAGCAAUUGAAAGUUGACGAGUCAGAAUUAAAACGCAAGUUUCCUGAAGUGGUGUACUUGGAGAAAAUCAAAUGCAACAAGACUGAUCAAGGUACAUAUGAUCCAGAUAUCAAAUGGGACGAAACGUCACAUGAGAAAGCAAUUGUAGCAAAUACUUGAUGAGCAAUGGAGCCUGGGACUGAAUAAACUUGACCUUUGGAUUAAUAAUUUCUCGCCCACGAGCAAGGGGGCUUGGGACUCACUAAACUUGACCUCUGGAAAUGGAAUACCUGUGCAUAAAAGGAUAGCUGAUUCGAUGGGGAAUGUCGGUACACUAAAUAUACAAAACGAAAGCUACCUUUGAUAGCUUCUUUAGCAUCUGUUGAUUCUUAUCUAAUGCUUUGGCUUUUUGCUGUCAAUGAUUCCCCAUUUUGUGUGUGAGUGAGUGAACGUUUGCCUAUGUUGCAGGUCUCAAACUGCUCCAGUCUCUCCAUGCGCAAAGUGUUUGCAUGGUGUAAUUUGAGGCAAUGUUCGACGCGAUGCCCAUUUAAUGCGGUGAUUGAUCUUGUUGAUGAGUUGCUCCUAGUGGUGACUCAGAUCAAGGGGAAAAGCUUAAUGUUUUAUGGAUCCAUUUUCUGGGCUUUUCAACUUUCCUUCUGCAUUAGAAUUUCUUCACUGUUGCAGGCUCCUGGAAGUUAACCAAAUCUAGAAGUGAAUGCAAUUGCAGCUGCCUAACCUGCCUUGUAGUUUGGAAUAGGCUAUUUACGAAAAAGUACGAGGCCUGAUGUAUCUGUGUAUUUGCAUUAUUUACCUGAGACAAUGUGGAAUUUGAUAUUCAUCAAUCAUCUUGGUCAGACUUGGAUCACAAACUUUUGGUGACUUGGUCUGAUAAUCUGAUAUCUGGACAGCAAAGGCCCUUACGUGGUUAGCGUCUGGUAUAAAUAAAGUUGUUGAUUGAAUUUCCUUUC
Molecule: messenger RNA, 3434 nt
Organism: Coffea arabica (coffee)
Lineage: Eukaryota; Viridiplantae; Streptophyta; Magnoliopsida; Gentianales; Rubiaceae
Source: RefSeq, a predicted model, not a curated record